Messenger RNA from Lycium ferocissimum, 2014 nucleotides. Its product is annotated as histidinol dehydrogenase, chloroplastic. Lineage: Eukaryota; Viridiplantae; Streptophyta; Magnoliopsida; Solanales; Solanaceae. The record is from RefSeq and is a predicted model, not a curated record. Gene Ontology annotation, cellular component: chloroplast stroma; cytoplasm. The coding region runs from base 38 to 1486 and encodes 482 amino acids. The transcript is spliced from 15 exons. Gene Ontology annotation, biological process: L-histidine biosynthetic process. Gene Ontology annotation, molecular function: histidinol dehydrogenase activity; NAD binding; metal ion binding.
AGCUUGUUGUUCUACCAAAUGAGCACUUGAAACAUACAUGGACUGCAGAAUUCUAUCAUUGAAUAAGUCCUGUAGCUUGGCUAGUAAUCUUCCGGCACGCAAUACUCUAUUUUAUCGGAAAUAUUCUUAUCUGCCUGCAGGGUUACUUCGUAAGUCAAUUAGGUGCUCAAUGAAGUCGUAUCGGUUAUCAGAGCUUACAACUUCUGAGGUUGACAGCCUCAAAGCUCGUCCUCGCAUUGAUUUUUCCUCCAUUUUCAGCACAGUUCAACCCAUUGUUGAUGAUGUUCGUAAUAGAGGUGAUGCUGCAGUUAAAGAUUACACGUCACGGUUUGACAAAGUUGUACUGGAUAAGAUAGUUGAAGAUGUCAAUGAGCUCCCAGAUCCUAAGCUUGAUUCAUCUGUUCGAGAAUCAUUUGAUGUGGCAUAUGACAACAUUUAUGCCUUUCAUGCUGCUCAAAAGCCUGUUGAGAAAGUUGUGGAGAACAUGCAGGGUGUCAGAUGUAAACGUGUGGCUAGGAGCAUUACAGCUGUAGGGCUUUACGUUCCUGGUGGAACUGCUGUUUUGCCUUCUACAGCUCUGAUGCUUUCAGUUCCAGCACAAAUUGCUGGGUGUAAAACAGUUGUACUGGCAACUCCACCUUCUAAGGAUGGCAGCAUUUGCAAGGAAGUACUUUACUGUGCUAAGAAAGCAGGUGUGACCCACAUCCUUAAAGCUGGAGGUGCUCAGGCAAUUUCUGCAAUGGCCUGGGGCACUGAAUCAUGCCCAAAGGUUGAGAAGAUAUAUGGGCCUGGGAACCAGUAUGUCACUGCUGCAAAAAUGAUUCUGCAGAACAGCGAAGCUAUGGUUUCAAUUGACAUGCCCGCUGGGCCUUCCGAAGUCCUUGUUAUAGCUGACAAGCAUUCCAGUCCUGUCCAUGUGGCAGCAGAUUUACUUUCACAGGCAGAGCAUGGGCCAGAUAGCCAAGUCGUACUGGUUAUUGCUGGGGAUGGUGUUGAUCUAAGUGCUAUUCAAGAGGAAAUUAGGAAGCAGUGCCAAGCUCUUCCAAGGGGAGAAUUUGCACUUCAGGCACUUAGCCACAGCUUCACUGUGUUAGCACACGAUAUGUUGGAGGCAAUUUCCUUCUCAAACAUGUAUGCGCCUGAGCAUCUGAUAAUCAAUGUGAAUGAAGCUGAGAAGUGGGAAAGUUUAAUUGAGAAUGCAGGUUCUGUAUUUAUGGGACAGUGGACACCUGAGAGUGUAGGAGAUUACGCAAGUGGAACUAACCACGUACUUCCAACCUAUGGAUAUGCACGGAUGUAUAGCGGGGUUUCUUUGGACUCUUUCUUGAAGUACAUCACUGUGCAGUCUUUGACAGAAGAAGGGUUGAGGAAUCUUGGCCCUUAUGUAGAGAAGAUGGCCGAAGUUGAGGGUUUAGAUGCCCACAAGAGGGCUGUAACCCUCAGACUGCAGGACAUAGAAGCGAGGCAAGUAUCACACUCAAAAUGAUCCUCUACUUGUAUGUGUGAAAGAAAAAUAUUGAGCAAUUCAACCUUACAUGCAAAUCUAAGGUAGUUUACAGUUUUGUUGAGGGGGUUCGAGCUCUACAUUACCUGCACUCUGAUUUUUAUCCUUCCAAGUGUUGAAUCAAACACACACUUGGAAGAAAAAGAAGUAAUGGCAAUGAGUACCAUGGAUGAGCGAGUUCAUCUGCUGUAUUUGUCAGAAAUAAAUUUAAACCAGAUAUCUGAGAAGGUGUUUUCAUCAAAUCUGGCUGUAGUAGAUCUGAGAGUUGUAUUUUAAUUGGGCUUUUGCCAUGUCUUGUAACAAAAGUUGUAUUGCAACAAGAUUGUAAUAUUUUGGUUUGAACGUGUAAUUGUUGUGGUGACAAAAGGGCAAUUAAGCUACAGAUGGCGAAGUGCUAAUUUGAAUUGCAUGGGGUAAUGCCAAUUAAGGGGUAAAACACUUCCUACCAAGAACAUUCGAUAGAAAUGUUCCAACGAUUGGUUAUGCGAUGUUAGACGACAGUUCAACUGA